AUGUCGACUGUGCCGAUGACUGAUAUCGAAGCUGGCCAGGCCAGCAGCAGCUACCCUGCGGCAACCCAACCCCCCGAGUUGAACCAGACAUAUCGAUCUACGUUCUUUAACCGGUUGUUGGGCUCGUGGCUCUUGAUGCAGCCUUCUACUACUUCGACGUCGGAAGCCCCAGAUGACGCAAACGCCUCGAGCAGCUUUUUCUACCGCAAUCAACCCGAGAGGUAUGCCGAAGGCUGGCCACGCCUGGCGGCAGAACAGGAGGCGUACGCAAACACUGCGAUACACCGCAGGUUUGGCUAUUUGCUGCAACGCGUCAUUGUAGACUGCACAACCAAAUUGACAGAUUUAGAAGGAACUCUCUACGAACUGGAACAGCGAUGGUUAGAAGGGGGGAUGCAAGCCCCUGAACGGCAGGGUUUGCCAGACACAACAGAAGACAGCCAACUGUCCUACGAGAUAGCCGGAACCUUGCAGAAGAUAUCCUCAUUGCUUCCCUCCUACUACCGUUUCCUCGAGUGUCAAAAAUUCCUCGGCUCUCUCGACGAAGUGCACCGCCCGGAGUUCCGCAACAUAUACCAGAAGAUCCAGAGCGACGGAUAUCUAAAUGAACAAGAGAUGGCGUACCUACAUUACCCAGAGGACUUCAUAAGCACUUCUUCGGAUCCGCUGUGGCGGAUCGCAGAAGGAUGGCUGUUCAAGCUACCCAUGUGCUUGUUAGUGUUUCUGUUCGAGGAUCCGAGCACCAAGAAAGAGGAAAACGUGACUUUUCUCUCUAGUCAACGUAUCCGUAUCGUCGCCAAAUCGAUCCUCAUAUGCAUCUACGCCCUCCUCUUACUCUCGCCAGUGUCGCUGCUUUACUUCUUCCCAGCAAUGGGCAAAAAGACCGUCAUAUGCGUCGUGUUCGGGUCUACCGUCGCGUUUGCCUCGGUCAUGGCUGCCCAUCCAGGUAUCAAGAUGGAGUCCGUACUAGUCGCUAGCUGUGCCUACGCAGCCAUACUCGCCACGUUGUUGGAGAACCUGCAAUAA
Molecule: messenger RNA, 1026 nt
Organism: Colletotrichum truncatum
Lineage: Eukaryota; Fungi; Ascomycota; Sordariomycetes; Glomerellales; Glomerellaceae
Source: RefSeq, a predicted model, not a curated record